GCUGGAACAAUCAAUAAGGUAGCCAUACAAUGAAAGCUAUCGUUUGUGUUUUUGUGGCCCUUUUGGCCUCCGUUGCAGCCUACGAUGUGCAACUGCUCAGCGAGGAGCAAUGGAACCAGCUGGUGGAACGCAAUCCUGCCAAGCCCGAUACUCAGGGCCUGAUCUUGAAUGGAUCGGCCAAGAAGGCCAUCAAGGGCUUGAUUAGCCAAUUGCCCUGCGGCUGGCCCCAAUACGGAAUUCCCCCACUGGCACCCUAUACCAAUGCUGAUCUGCGCAUCCACUUGGCCGAGUCUGUUGUCGAUUCCCUUUUGCAGUUCCUGCGCUUCCGCUUCGAUGGCCUCGAGGACAUGGAGAUCAAACAGCUGAAGAUCAGCUACACCUUCAGCAAGAAGGUCAAGUUCCACUUCAAACUUCCCCUGCUAAAGGCCAGUGCUCACUACUUGGAUACCGAUACUUUGGUGGACAUGCUGAAGCAACUGGGAUUGUCUGUGCGCUACGAGAGCUCGGGUCCGUUGUCCUUCAGCCUGAUGGAUCUGUCGAUUCAGGGCGAGUUCAAGUACAAGAUGCCCUUCAUCUUCGGCUCCAUUAAGAUCUACAAGUUUAGCUGUGUGGUCAGUCUGGGCGGUGUGUCCUCAAACAUUGGCGGUGUCAUGGGAAGCGGAAGGAUCAACGAGUAUAUCAACGAAAUGAUCGACAAGGAGGUGCCGGCCUUCAUCAAUGGCAACCAGAAGCAGAUCAGCGCCAAGAUCGAGGAGAUCUUUGUGCCGAUGGUUAAUGCCCAUCUUACGGGUCACAAGAUCUGGUAUCUGUUCAGUCUGCUGAGCGCCACCACUGGCACGUGCAACCCCACCCCCGCCCCCUGGCUGGCCGUGGAGUCCAGGAAAAUAGACUAGGGCAGACACCAUAAAUAAAAAGCAAUUCAAGCCAGAC
Molecule: messenger RNA, 930 nt
Organism: Drosophila suzukii
Lineage: Eukaryota; Metazoa; Arthropoda; Insecta; Diptera; Drosophilidae
Source: RefSeq, a predicted model, not a curated record